This is a messenger RNA of Fundulus heteroclitus (mummichog), 2172 nucleotides long. RefSeq names its product flavin-containing monooxygenase 5. The transcript has 11 exons. The coding region runs from base 111 to 1772 and encodes 553 amino acids. Lineage: Eukaryota; Metazoa; Chordata; Actinopteri; Cyprinodontiformes; Fundulidae. Gene Ontology annotation, molecular function: flavin adenine dinucleotide binding; N,N-dimethylaniline monooxygenase activity; NADP binding. The record is from RefSeq and is a predicted model, not a curated record.
GAGAGAAGACAAUGAGCCUCUUCAAUGGUCCCUUGGUGUAUAAAAGGCAUUCGGGUGAAGCUUCUCCAUCCUGACAGGAAAGCAGCACACACGGAUUAUCAAGCUCCAUCAUGGUGCAGAGAGUCGCAGUGAUCGGGGCGGGCCCCUCUGGUCUGACCAGCAUAAAGGCUUGCCUGGAUGAGGGCAUGCAGCCGACCUGCUUUGAAAGCAGCGAUGACAUGGGGGGACUCUGGAAGUUCAAGGAAGUAUCUGAGCCCAACAGAGCCAGCAUCUACCGCUCUCUCACCAUUAAUAUCUCCAAGGAGAUGAUGUGCUACAGCGACUUCCCCAUCCCUGCUGAUUACCCCAACUACAUGCACCACUCUAAAAUCCUGAAGUACUUCAGGAUGUACGCAGAGCACUUUAAACUGCUGCAAUGCAUUCGCUUCAAGACAUCAGUGAAGAGAGUCAUGCAGACACCAGACUUUUCUCGCACCGGUCAGUGGGAGGUGGUGACGGAGAACAAAGAUGGGUUGGAGGAAAGGCACGUCUUCGAUGCAGUUAUCUGCUGCUCGGGUCAUUACACGUACCCUAACCUGCCCCUCAAAGACUUCCCAGGAAUUGAGACGUUUGAUGGAAAGUACCUCCACAGCUGGGACUACAAGGGACCUGAGGACAUGCACGGCAAGAGAGUGGUGGUCAUCGGCAUCGGUAACUCCGGAGGGGACAUCGCCGUGGAGAGUAGCAGAGUAGCAGAGCAGGUGUAUUUGAGCACCCGUCGUGGCGCCUGGGUGAUCCGCCAGGUUUCAGAUAACGGCCUGCCGGUGGACAUGAAGUACAACACCAGGUUUGUCCACAUCCUGUUCCAGCUGCUGCCCAUGAAUUUCUUCAACUGGUUUGGAGAGAAGAAACUCAACGCCAUGUAUGACCACAGCAUGUAUGCCCUGAAGCCGCGGCACAGGCUCUUCAGUCAGAUACCAGUGAUCAACGAUGAUCUGCCACUAAGGAUUCUUUCAGGGUCCGUCAUCAUCAAACCAAACGUGAAGGAAAUCUGUGGCUCCACCGUGGUUUUUAGUGAUGGCAGCAGAGCAGAAAAUGUGGACACAAUUGUGUUCGCCACAGGGUACAACUAUGACUUCCCCUACUUGCCGAACAACGUUCUAUACAAGUCAGGUCACAGGGUAGGUCUGUACAAACACGUUUUCCCCCCCAACCUGGAGCAUCCCACUUUAGCCGUGGUGGGCUUCAUUCAUGCCCUCGGAGCCAUCAUGCCUCAAGCUGAAAUGCAGGCCCGCUGGGUGACACGUGUCUUCAGAGGACUCAAGAAGCUUCCCUCAAACCAAUCAAUGAUCAAAGCAGUUGAGAAGGACACUAAGGACAUUGAGAAAAACUAUAUUGUGUCAAAGCUGACACCCCUGCAGGUGGAUUUUGUUUCCUAUAUGGACGACAUCGCUGGAGAGGUUGGAGUGAGGCCAAGUCUUCUCUGGCUCUUCUUCACAGACUACCAGCUCUUUAAACAUGUACUCUGGGGCCCCGUCACUGCCUACCAGUACCGGCUGAUGGGACCGGGGAAAUGGAAGGGGGCUCGCAAAGCAAUCCUCACCCAGUUCAACCGCAUGUGCGAGCCUCUAAAAACCAGAAAGCUGGAUGAGCAGCAUUCCUCCAUCACUGGCCGCCUGGUCAAGCUGAGCCUGCUGAUCCUGGGGGGAGGGGCCGCUGUGUUCUACUUCCACAGACGUAACCCAGACACCAUACCCACCCUGCUGUCCAACCUCCGUCCACAGACAGUCUGAGCAUGCGACGUUCUAACGAUGAGAAAAGAACCCCGGAUCACAGAAUCCAGCCGGCUCAGGAGCCGUUCAACUAUGUGGUUAUUAGUGCAUGGGUCAGGAUUGUGGCGCUUCUUGUUUAUGUCAUUGUUAAAUGAGCAGCUGAUUGAUGGCAGUGAUAUUGUUGUGGGUUUUUUUAUUACUGCUCUUUGUGGAUUCUUGAAAGCAGAUUGCCAAAUUGUGUUUCUUAUGCAUCUGUUUUAAAAAUGCAAGUGUAGAUUAAAAGUUUGAGAUUCAUGUGUUUCAAACAGGUCAACCAAACUGCACACUGCCUGUUGCAUUGUUGGCAACUAGGUCAAGCAUGUUUGUUUGGGUCUGCAAUUUCCCUUUUCUAUCACAAAUGCAAUAAAAAAAAUACAAAGAC